AGACACAGGCAGAGCAGAGCAGUCAGCAGGCAGGCACCAGCACACAGCACCAUGGCUUCAUCUCAAGGGAAGAGCGACCUGCAGUUUGCUGAAUGGAUGGCAAACCUGCCAGAGAGCAUGCAUAGGGUGCCACUUACAAGUUUAGCCAUCCCAGGAUCACAUGACUCAUUCAGCUUCUACAUCGAUGAAGCAUCCCCAGUUGGACCAGAACAACCAGAAACUGUCCAAAACUUUGUCUCUGUCUUCGGUACAGUUGCCAAAAAGCUCAUGAGAAAAUGGUUGGCCACUCAGACCAUGAACUUCACAAGCCAGAUGGAAGCUGGAGUAAGGUAUUUUGAUCUUCGGAUUUCAACUAAACCCAGAGACCCUGACAACGAGUUGUAUUUUGCUCAUGGAUUAUUUAGUGCCAAAGUCAACGAAGGCCUUGAAGAAAUCAACGCCUUUCUGUCCAAUCACAAGAAGGAAGUGGUGUUUUUAGACUUUAACCAUUUUUACGGCAUGCAAAAAUCCCAUCACGAAAGUCUGGUGCAAAUGCUUAAGGACAUAUUUGGGAACAAGACUUGUCCGGCUAUCUUUGCCCAGGAAAUAAGUCUUCACUAUCUUUGGGAAAGGAAUUACCAGAUCUUAGUGUUCUACCACAGUCCAGUAGCUCUUGAGGUUCCUUUCCUUUGGCCUGGGCAGAUGAUGCCAGCACCUUGGGCCAACACAACAGACACAGAAAAAUUAAUUCAAUUUCUCCAGUCUUCAAUUACUGAACGCAGAAAGAAAGGCACCUUUUUUAUAUCCCAAGUGGUAUUAACGCCAAAAGCUAGUACUGUGGUCAAAGGGGUCACCAGCGGACUAAGGGAAACCAUCACAGAACGCGCUCUUCCCUCCAUGAUGCAGUGGGUGCGGACGCAGAAGCCGGGUGAAAGCGGGAUCAAUAUCAUAACGGCGGAUUUUGUAGAGUUAGGGGACUUUAUCAGCACCGUCAUCAAGCUUAAUUAUCUGCUGGACGAAGAAGACAACACUACUUGAUGACAGCGCAAGAAUCCUUCUCCAAAAACAUGAAAUGCUGCAGUGUAAUUUGUCUUAGCGAUGUUUUAUUGUACAACACAGAACUACUAAUUUCUCAAUCUCCAUAUGGCUUGGGUCCGUUAUCCAGAGGUUACAUGAAGGUCGUUUCAUUCCCAAUCUUAUAAAACGAGCACGGAAAAUAUUAGAGUAUAAGUCCAUCAUUGGUCUCCCGCCCAAUCUGCAGAGAUCGGUAGAAAAGGACGCAGCUCACGCUGGACGGUACAUGCCCAGUAAGUUCUGUGCACAUGCCUUUUUCUGAUAACCGGGACUUGUGCACGGAACUUGCUGGGUGUUGUAUCGGUUGCCUCGGCAACUGUACCACUGUGUCUCUUCGUGGCAAUCUUUGCCGGUUGGGCGAGAGACACUGACAGUUUAAAGGGGUACUCCACUGCCCCAGUGUUCCAAACAUUUUGUUGUGACGUCACGUCAUGCCCCCUCAAUGAGGGGGCAUGGCCGCGAUGUCACCACCCCGCUGCCCGCACCCAGCGUUCGGAACAAAAUGUUCCAAACACUGGGGCAGUGGGGUACACCUUUAAAGGGGUUGGACAGGAUUUCAAACACAUGACUGCCUUCUUCCAACCCCCCCCCAAAAAAACAGCGUUACACCUGUGUGCAGGAUUUGUGUAUAUUGCAGCUCAGCUCCAUUCACCUGAACGGAGCUGUAAUACCAGACCCAACCUAUAGACAGAGGUGCCGCUGUUUUUGAAAAGAAGCCAGAUGUGUUUUUCUUAUCCUCUAUAACCCCUUUUAGUGAGAGGAGGGGUUCACUUAUAUUUGUUAUUUCAUGAAAUUGUGUAGUAUAUGUAGCACACUGAGCUCUAUGGGGACUGCCGCGGCCAGUGCAUUGCCACAUUGCAGCCCAUAGAGAUGUCCCUCAGAGGUGGGCACAGUGUGGCAGAUGUGGCGCUGCCAUUCUGCAGUCUGGACAACCCUAAACUACAACAUGGUUGUAGGUAUAAGUUACAUUAUGUAUUGCAAGACUGGGCUGCUGAAUGAGGACAUUAUAGAGCAGUCAACCCUCCAGAAGGAUCUGGCAUCGGACUGAUACUGCGCAUGUCGUGUGUGUGUGUAUAUAAGAGGCUGCGUGUUACUUGUUUCUUCUGGUAUUGGAUGGAUUUUGUAUAGAAAUUCAUAUAUAUAUAUUUUUUUUUUGGCCCGAUGUGAGAAGUUUCAUUUUUAAUCGAUCUAAUGCUAGGUGUCUGGGCUCCUAUUUGAGUCAUAAAGAAGCUCAUGUAUGAUGUCACUGGCUUGUUACAUUUUUAACACUGUGUCUUGUAUGAAAUUAAGAUUUACCUUGAAAAUGGGUUGUCCGUGAUUAGAAAAAGAUGGCUGCUCUUUCACCCCAAAAAAAAACAGCGCCACAAGCGUCCGCAGUUUGCGUGUGGUACUGCCGGUUAGCCGCAUUAACUUCAGUGGAGCUGAGCAGCAAUACCAAGAACAAUGGAAACGUCUGGUCAUGUUUUUGGAAGAAAGAAAGAAUGUUUUGUUUUUUUCCUGGACAACUCUUGUAAGGAAGUAUUUUCCAUGUUACUUCUUAAGCCUCGAAAAAAUUGAGCAUUAGAUGGGUCCUAGUUUAAAACUAGCAAGUUGGGGUGGACAAUUGGGCAUUUGCACGGAGGCCUUCGGAUUCUUAAAGGGGUACACCACUGCCCCAGUGUUCGGAACAUUUUGUUCCGAACGCUGGGUGCGGGCUGCUGGGGUCGUGAUGUCAUGGCCACGCCCCUCGUGACGUCAUGGCAUGCCCCCUCCCAUAGACUUGCAUCGAGGGGGCGUGGCCGUGACGUCACGACCCCCGCAGCCUGCAACCAGCGUUCGGGACAAAAUGUCCCGAAUGCUGAGGCAGUGGAGUACCCCUUUAAGGGUCUCCUGAUGAUGGUAUUUCCAGAAGACCCCUACUCAUAUUAUGUACUAAUGCCGACAACCCUAAGCCACCCAGUACCAACUUAAGUUGUUUGUUAGGACUAUGUGAUGGGGCUUCUAAAACUCUGGAUCUAUUAUUUUGGGGUGGUAAAUGUAAAAUUGGUGGGUUCACAUUGAUACCACUAGGUUAAGUUUAAAUUUAUUAGACUAAAGCUGGCCAUACCCAAUAUAUUCAUGCCAGCCGCCCCUGUCGAUCUAUAUAGGGUUGUCCUGAUUCAGAUGUUGUUGAAGAGAAGAGUCGAGCGUGUUGGAUAGCAGCACUUCCAAACGAUUAUGUCCUUGGAGAGAUAAGCCGCUGCCAGUGAAAUCUUGCAGCGGCCUUCUCCACUCUUCCCAUUCAGAACAUAUGCACGCUUGGCCUAAGAGAGAUGAUGGCGUUUCAGAUAGCUGUUGGCCAAACAAGCAACUGCUAUUGGAAAUGUGUGGUCAAAGUUAGCUCUACUCCCCACGUAAGGGUUUCCUGAAUAGUAGUUUUACUAUACCUGUAAUAUACUUCUUUGAUUUCAGUCCGGACUGGGUCACGUGACCCAGCAUCUCCUCUUCUGGUAGCACUGUCAUUUAUUAAGACACCUGACCUUGUUAUUCUGGCUGCCUCGGCCCAUGGUUAAGUCAACAUAGCUGCCUUCACGUACAUGGGCCAGGUCUAGCAUUGUUUUUAACAGAACGCAUGUAUGCAUAACAGGCUGCGCAUACGCAGUCAGGAAACUCCUGUUGAGGCCCAUGUACGUGAUGUACGCGUGUACUCUUUGUAAUCAAAGAGAUGUCCUGGGCAGAAGAGGAAUAUGUAGUUCAAGCCUUAUGACACACCAUAAAUCUGGAAGUUAUAAAGGGCGGAGAGGGCAAAAAAAGGUAACAACAACAAAAAUAAAAAAAAAUGGACUCUCAGCCUUGACACUCUCUCUCGUGUACACAGCAGGAACUAGGCCCUGCCCCCACCUCCUUUUUUCUGUCUUAGUCUCAUCAUAUCCAGCUGGGGCAAGGAAAAAAUAGGAAAAAAAAAUACUUACCUAGCCCUGUUCCCCUGCAGCUCCUUUUCACCUCCAUCUGAUCCCCCAAUCUUCUGUCUUCUUCCUGCUCAGAGCAGAACCUGUCAGGUCAGCCAAUCUCUGGCUGCAGCUGUGUUCCAGCUCCGCUGGGGACCAGACGGAUGCACACAGGAGCUUCAGGGAAGCGGGGCUAGGUAAGUAUAGUUUUUUUUUUGUCCCCGGCCCAAGCAGGAUAUGAAGUUUUGCAAGAUGCUGGAUAACCUCUUCUGAAACACCCCUUUGUUGAUCUGUUGUGAAUAAAGAGACUGUUGGCAAAUAUGUAGCCAUCUCCUUAGUUUAGUAUUGAAGUGUUUUGAGUGUACCUGAAUUUUUUUAGACCAUUGUUCCCUAUUGUGUGGCUCCUCAGCUGUUGCACAGCUACAAUGCACAACCUUCAGCUGCCAGAGCCCAAUGGGAGUAGUUGUAGUUUCGGAGCACCAGGUUGGGAAAGAAUGAUGCAAACCAUGCUUGUUGACUUUCUAAUGUUUUGUGACAUCCAUCAGCAAUCGAUAUCAUGCCUUGAAUAUAAUUCAUGAACUUAGAGCUCAGUAUUUAAAAUGCAAAAAAUACAUCAACUUUUAUAUUUCAAGGCUGAAAGACAAGAACUAAAACGUUCGAAAUAGUUGUAAACGCUCAUGAUACACUUUAUUUAUUUUUGGAUAUAGGUAAAUUAAUCUAAUGCUUCAUAUAAUAGUUCAUGACCAGGCAUGUUGCUUCCGCCACCAUAACACAGCUUUAUUGGCAAUAGCAAAAACUGUCUGCUUGGAGCCACCACUAGGGGGAGCUCACUGUAAAUAAAUGUAUUCAUCGCCCAUUGAGUUAAGUAAAACCAAAAAAAAAAUAAUAAUCUGUUUGCAGGAAACACCCCCUAUUGGUAGCUGCAGUCAGAUCGAAUUUUACUGUUAACUUUUGCAGUGUCAAUGCAACCGAGGGAUAUGAAGGUCCGGACCCCUAUUAAAACAUAUUAUUAAAGGAGCUAUCCAGGAAUAGAAAAGCAAAGCUAAUUUCUUUCAAAAACGUGUCUGUCUCCAGGUUGGGUGUGGUUCUGCAGCUCAGUUCCAUUGAAGUGAAUGGAGCCAAAUUGUAAUACCACACCCAACCUGGGGACAGACAUGGAGCUGUUUUUGAAAGAAAUUAGCUCUGUUUUUCUGGAUAACCCCUAUAAAAUAGACCUAAAAAGUAAAUGAUGUUUAUGGUUGAAGACUACUUAUAUUUAGCACUGCAUUCAAUACACACUUUUGCACUGAUUCAUUGAACAUUUGGAGGCCACAGCCUCUCAGGACGCACUUUUAGUGCAUAUGCAGAACAUCUACAUUGGAGACGUAUGCAUUUAGCGGUCUAUGUACUAUAAGCAUAGCUACUGGGGGAGGGGGGGGCAGUGGCUAAGGUUGCACAUGCCCGGGUCCAGAUACUUAAAAAGGUGAUGUGAUUAAAGGGAUAUUCGGGGACACAGGACACGGCCGUUGGUAAGCAUGUCCAUUACUGUAUGACACCUAAUUACUAAAGUCACCUUAUGUUAGAUAACCUCUUUAAAGAGUACCUGUCAUGAUCUUGUUAAAUGUUAUAAUCCUCCCAGGUCACUGCCCCCAUCAUGAUAAACCACCCCCUGCCUUUAUUUUUAUAAUUUAUUUGUUUUCUACCUUGAUAUUGCUCUGUAUUUUCUUCUCAGUCUCAGAUUCACAGACUGGGAAAGGGCGUUCCCCAGCAGGCGUGACAUCAUCUGAAGCCAUAGAGGGGAGAACUUCCUCCCUCACUCUGCUACACACAGCCCAGAGCAGUGUGAGAUGAGCUGUGAUUGGCUAAGGCUGCACACACACCCCUCAGCAUUUCCUGAUUUUGGACUUCUGCCAGGCCAGCAGGAGUCCAAAGUCUGUGCAAGAGAUGGGGGGAAAUUUGCUCUGGACAAGUAGGGAGACACCUAGUGGCAGCUUUUUUAAACACAAAUGAAACAUAAAAAACUUCAUUAAUUUUUUUAUUUUUUUUUACACAAAGAACAUUAUAAAGAUUUUUUAUUUACCAUAAGGAGUGCAAUAGCAAAAAAUAGUUUUAAUGAGAGUGCCCAUUUAAGGGGUGUUAGAGAGUGUCUUCUACAGAGUUCGCACUAGGACCUGGAACUUGCACUGGAACUCCGGUGCAGAUGGUAUUUCACAAAAUAUGAAGACAUUGAUAAUCUACGGCAGUGGUCUCCAAACUUUGGACCUCCAGAUGCAGGGUGGUGUAGUUCUGCAACAUCUGUAGGUCCACAGUUUGGAGACCACUUAUCUACAGUAACCUGGACAACCCUUUUAAGCUCCACUUUUGACUGCACUCUAGUAAGAUUUACCAGAGGAGAUUACAUUGUUCUCACAGACAUCUUUAUUUUAAUAAAUUUACAUACGUAGAAUAUUAUGCACCAAGGUAAAAAAAAUUCUUGUGGGACCCAAACCGCUACGAAACCAUAUAGGUGCUUUAUAAAAUAUCUAUGCAUUGAGACCCUGGGAAAAGGACCGAAAAAAGUGUUUCUCCCAUUUCCUGAUACAUAGUCAUAUUAUAUUUCUACAACAUCAUUAAUAUUUUUACAGUAGCAUACAGUUCAAUAUUAGUUAUGUAUAUAUACACGUGCAGUCAGCUCCCCCUAGUGGUGGCAGAAUGCAGUCAGAAUUCUAUGAGCUGACAGUGAUAGUGUGAAGUAGAAAAUUUGGAGCUCGGCAAAUACUAUAGUCGUAGCUAUUUUGUCACAGGACCUUGUCAUUUCUGCGUACAUCCCUUCCCCUGUAAAAUAUAAAGCGGUAAUAGAGACUUGGUUAGAACAGAGGUGGUUUCGGUUUCAUUUUUGCUCUUUUACAUAGCCGCCUGGGUAUUAUACCCGUGCAGUACUAUUCUUGUCGUCAAACCCAACCAUCCCAUUAUAUAUCAGUGGGCUCCAUCAAGCACCCUCGGGAUCUGGUUCGGAGUUGUGGUUUCGAUUAGGCUCAUACGUAGAAGGUGUUCAUACACCUAGGGGGGAGAUUUAUCAAAACCUGUCCAGUGGAAAAGUUGCCCAUAGCAACCAAUCAGAUUGCUUCUUUCAUUUUUCAGAGACCUUUUCAAAACUGAAAGAAGCGAUCUGAUUGGUUACUAUUGGCAACUCAGCAACUUUUCCUCUGGACAGGUUUUGAGAAAUCUCCCCCCCCCCCCCCCCCCCCCAGUGUUUUCUUUUGUACAUACAACAGUACCAAGCAUCUUUAUAUACCAGGACAAGAGUGCGGCUGCUAUCCCCACCCCCCAUGCCCCCCCUCCCCCAUUGUGCCCUCUAUAGAAGUAUAAACAUACAGCACCCCUAAUGAAGAUAUUAUUGUAUAUAGCAUAUAUUAAACACAAAAAAGAUCAGUAGGUUCUUGGUCCUGACACCGCCGGUGAAUUUCUGCUCAUCUUUUGGUUCAUCCUUUUUCGCGUUGCCAGAGUAGAGUUUUGGAACAGAGGCUUUGAGGUCCCAAAGUGUAAAGGUGCCGCCAGAUCUACCAUAUGUGUCUCCUGCCAAAGUUUACAUCUGGCAGUAAAAGAGUCAGUGUCUGAAACUCUAUGACUGGAGUCUAGAGAUUUGGGCCUCCUGACUUUUAUCUAAGCUGUAUCUAAGCUGGUCAUCUGGUCUUUUGCAUCAUUGCACAUUUGCCUUUAGCAGUGGUCUCCAAACUGUGGCCCUCCAGAUUACAAAACUACAACUCUCAGCAUGCCCGGACAGUGCAUGCUGGGAAUUGUAGUUUUGAAAGACCUGGAGGGCCACAGUUUGGAGAACAUUGACCUAUAGCAUGGACCAUGCCUUACAUCCAUCGUACACGUGUGACAUACAUGGUGGCUCCAUAAUUGAAAAAUUUGCCCAUUGACAAAUAGUUAAUAUUCAGACAAGCGAUCAUCUCUACUUCCAGCUUAAUAGUCUUUAUUAUUUUUCUCGAGAAGUUUAAAAAAAUUUGUACUAUAUAAAAAAAAUUCUUGACUUUUUUUUUACUAUAGUUUCAAAUUCCCAAUUUUUUUGUUUUCUUAACAAUUUUUUACUUAAAAAAUGUAGUAUUCGACAAAAUGCCUUAUACUAAAAUAAAUAACUGGAUGCAGUCAGAAGAAAUUUUUCUGAAGUCUUCUUUUUUUUUAUUAUGUCUAUAUUAAAACUGCGCAAAACUUAACAUUUGAGUCCUAUCCUUGUGAAUGUAACUUGUAAAUCUGUGUUCUGCAUUUCGUUUGAACUUAAUUUCUGUAUAUUUUGUAAAAUAAUUUGACAAUUUAUUUUUUUAUCAUUUGGAAUUUUAUUUAAGAUCUUAACUUUUGUUUUCUUGUAAAAAAAAAAAGCAUUUUAUGCGAUUAUGAGUUAUAGACUCUUAAAGAGCACAACACCGUGAAAAGAAAAUUGAAUAUUUGUUCUUAAAAUGUAUAUAGAUAUUUCACUUCAUUUCUGUUUAGUUCUAUUGAAUAUAUUUAAAAUAUAAUAAGACAUUUCUCUGCACAACUGGGAAGAUUAGAGGGGAUGGCAAAUUGUCACCCAAAAACAGAUAUAACAAAGAAAUAACUAAUUAGAAUUUACAAGGAGUACUGAUAUUUAAUAAUUCCAUUCUGAGUAAUUUCUUAAUAUUUAUUUAUAAGGUCAGAGUGUUGUUUUUUCUGAAAUAUAGCUUCAAAUCCUCUGUCUAGACAUAUAGUUACAUGAUAAAAAUGUUGCUACCUUCAAUCACCUUUAGGGGGAGUUUAGAAGCUUACUGCAUACAGAGUUACCAUUCAGUUCUGUGUAUAAUUUGUCUACAGCUAGCUCCUAAGCUCCCCCUAGUGGUGACUGCAGGCAGGAAGAAUGUUGUCAUUUAACUAUAUGGCUAUGCAGCAGAUUCAAUCCUCUUUAUCAAGAAAAAUGGAGCUUCAUCUGCUAUAUAAGAUGUGCAAGGAGACCUAAAAAUAUAUGAUGAUAAAAAUAACAGACAUACUUUAACUUUAAGGGGAAGUGUUCUUUAAACUUUUUUUCUGUGCUUCAGAACAUUUUAUUAUUCUUUAAUUCGAAAGAAGAAAAUGUAAGAUAUUUCAUGAAGAACAUGUGGCCUAUAUUUUUUGUGAAUGUUUCUGAGUUGAUCUUUAAGAAACUAUUGUUACAGUAAAAGUGUUUUAACUGUUUUUCUAUUCUUUGCACUCAUUUUGAUCAUGUCAAGUCCCAUUAUAAAAUAUGUCAAAGAAAAAUUGUGUUUUUUUUUUCUCAACUUACUAUUUAGAUUUUUGUUUUAUUUAAAUUUUUUUUUUAAAUGGAUUUAAUUUAUUGUUGCCAUCUUGUUGUUUGGAUAUUGCUGACUAUCAUUCGGGAAAAACAAAGUCACCUUCAUGAUGCCAUCAGGAAAAAAAAGAUACUUUAUGCAGUACGAUGUUUUGGGUUUUGUAAGUUCUCUUGUGUCGUUUUGUACAUAUGACGAUAAUAUAUUUUUGUCCAAUGGAGAAAGCAAAUGUAAAAACAAAGAAAAGGUUAGUCUUGUUGAUCCUGCCUUAAAAUAUGGACUUAUUGUGGAUGCUCUGCGAGUACAGUUAGUGUGCAGAAACCUACACCCUUUAAGGAAACAUGAAAUGAAAGCUGUAAAAUUUAAACGAGACAAAAAUAUGUUUAAAAAAAAAAUUUUUUUUUUAACAUGUGGCUUUUCCUAAAAUUCCGAACAGCCUUACAAUGCAACUGUCAAUUGAAAUUGCGCUAGUAAACGGGCCACACAGUGUACAAGUGACAAGUGGGAUACCUGGAUAUUGCAGUCAUACUUUUGUCAUUUUCUAUAGUAGGUUUAUUUCUUGAAAAAUGUUUUAUAGAUGAAGAGGCCUGGUUUGGUGUCUGCUAUGCAUCGGGGCUGCAGCGCCUAUCUCUUUUAGGUCAAGGCAUCUAAUGUGUGUCUAUGAAAAACACAUACAAUAGUCCCAAUAUACAUUCGUCCCAACUUACAAUGGUCCCAACAUACAAUGGUCCCAACAUACACCGGUCUUAAAGGGGUACUCCGGCGCUAAGACAUCUUAUCCCCUAUCCAAAGGAUAGGGGAUAAGAUGCCUGAUCGCGGGGGCGGGGGGGGGGGCGCCGCUGGGGACUACCGUGAUCUUCCACACCGCACCCCGUUAGAAUCAGCCCCCGGAGCGUGCUCGCUCCGGGUCUGAUUACUGGCGAUCACGGGGACGGAGCAUAGUGAUGUCAUGGAUCCGCCCCCAUGUCACGUCACGCUCCACCCUCUAAAUGCAAGCCUAUGGAGGGGGCUUGACAGCUGGAUAGGGGAUAAGAUGUUUUAGCGCCGGAGUACCCCUUUAACAUACAAUGGUCUCAACAUGCAAUGGUCCAAACAUACAAUGGUCAUCCUGGAACCGAUUAAUAAUGUAACUUGAGGGAUCACUGUACACCGUGUGGCCCAUUCGCUAGCGCAAUUUCAAGUGACAGUUGCACUUUACGAUAGUGGGUUUGUACCUAAGAACUGACUGUAAUAAAUACUGUAGCGAUGUAGCACAAUGUACCUGGCUAAUAAGCACAAACAUACAGUGUUGUAGUGAGAAGCACAUUACGGUAUUGGUGCAGUCGGGAAAAGAGUUUCAUAUAGAGGAACAGGAAGGCUGUCUGGGCAUACUUAGAAAUGUAAUUUUGCAGUAGCUGGAGGCACACUGGUUGGGAACAAUGGUAUAGUGGGUUCGCCAACUAGAAGGGAAUCACUCGGUGGAGGAUCUGGUCAGGCCAGGCAUUACAUGAACAGCCAUUCUUUUUAAUGGCCACAUGUAAUACCACAUUUCCACUGUAGUGGCCGCUGCAGUAUAAAUGAGGGGCCGACAACAACCUCCUUCUGCAAAGUCAGCUGGGGAUCUCAGGUGCCAAACAGUUUGUCGUUCCAAAGACCAUAUAAAACAGAGAAGUUUAUACAUUUUAGGAUUCUAUUUUUAAUUAUUACCCGUGUUACAUCAGAUUAAAAAAAGUUCCAGAAUAAUUCACACUUUACUUUUUUUUUUCAUAUCUGGAUAACUGAAUGGACACACGAAGGUAUUUGCAAAGCAUCACAUUUUGAAAUCCGAAUUUUUUGUCCCUUGGCCUCUUAGUGGUGAAUUGCCUUGGCGUUCGAUUUCCUUUGUCUCGUGAGUAAUAUUUCGAUGGCCGUCCGUAUGAGUUCACGCUUGAAUGUGAGUGUCUGUCUCUGGUAAAACAAGGCUGUGCCUUUUCUUUAGGAGCAAGUAUGUGUGUGCUACAAAAUGUAAGUGUAAAACAAAAAUCAACAAAAAAACAACAACAACAUCAUCAUCAUUAUGGAAUAAUAUCUGUGAAUUUCUAUGAUGAGAAUGUGCAUUAAAUGUAACAAUUUGUAUUCAGUGAAAAGUCUCAAUAAACUUGGUACUUGUAGCUUC
Hyla sarda is the source of this 11333-nucleotide messenger RNA. RefSeq names its product phosphatidylinositol specific phospholipase C X domain containing 3 (gene PLCXD3). Gene Ontology annotation, biological process: lipid metabolic process. Lineage: Eukaryota; Metazoa; Chordata; Amphibia; Anura; Hylidae. The record is from RefSeq and is a predicted model, not a curated record. The transcript has 3 exons. The coding region runs from base 52 to 1017 and encodes 321 amino acids. Gene Ontology annotation, molecular function: phosphoric diester hydrolase activity. Gene Ontology annotation, cellular component: synapse.